This is a messenger RNA of Delphinapterus leucas (beluga whale), 1290 nucleotides long. It is a transcript of the gene TREML1, whose product is annotated as triggering receptor expressed on myeloid cells like 1. The record is from RefSeq and is a predicted model, not a curated record. Gene Ontology annotation, molecular function: signaling receptor activity. NCBI's taxonomy places the organism in Eukaryota, Metazoa, Chordata, Mammalia, Artiodactyla, Monodontidae. Gene Ontology annotation, cellular component: cell surface.
GAGAACCCCACGUGACUGUCUGAGGCAAAAGUUUCCUGCCCCCAGGGGAAUGCUGUGUCAGUGCCCAGGCAAGCCCCAGAGCUGACAUCUCCCUGCCCAGCCAUGGGCCCCAACCUGCUCCUGCUGCUGUUCCUGGGACUAGCAGGCCAGGGCUCGGCUGGCAGCCUCCCUGAGGUGCUGCAGGCGCCUGUGGGGAGCUCCAUCCUGGUGCAGUGCCACUACCGACUCCAGGAUGUCAAGGCUCGAAAGGUGUGGUGCCGGUUCCUGCCAGAGGGAUGCCAGCCCUUGGUGUCGUCAGCUGUGGAUCGCAGGGCCCCAGCCAGCAGCCGCAUAUUUCUCACUGACCUGGGGGGUGGCCUGCUCCAGGUGGAGAUGGUUACCCUACAGGAGGAGGAUGCCGGAGAGUACGGCUGCGUGGUAGAGGGAAUCUCAGGGCCCCAGACUGUGCACAGAAUCAGUCUGGAUGUGCUCCCUGCAGCUCCUGGCCUGAAAGAGGAGGAUGAGGAGACCCAUCAGGUCAGGAGUCUGGCUGACAUCUCCUCUUCAGAUCCUGUAGGCAGUGCCAGCCCUUUGGAUCCCAGCCGAGAUAAGAAGAGACCCUUGAUUUGGGGUGCUGUGCUCCUGCUGGGCCUGCUGGUGCUGGCGGUGGUGCUGUUUGCUGUGAUGGCCAAAAGGAAAGGGAACAGGCUUUCUGCCUGUGGACGAUUUCAGAGCAGUGGAGUCUCAGGCUCGGCCCCCUCCUCAGUGGUCCAUCACAUCAGUGACUCUGGACUGGCUGCUGACUUGCCAUCGGAUGUACCAUAUGUUAGGCUCGACUCGCCACCUUCCUUUGACAAUAACACCUACACCAACCUUCCUCUUGAUUCCCUGUCAGGGAAACACCCACCCCCAGCCCCAUCCUGUUUGCCCCCUCUGCCUCCUAAGGCUGAGAUCUGCUCCAAGCCUGUGACAUACGCCACAGUCAUCUUCCCUGGAGGGGACAAGAGUGGAGGAGCCUCCUUCGAGCCAGCCCAGGAUCCACCUAAUAGUGAGAUUCCACCCAGCUAAGCUGUUCACCAUCCUGUAAACUCACAGAGAUCAUCCCCAGGGUUCUGUGUAGCUAUCCACGCAGUCUGUGCCCUAGAUCCUUAGGAUAUCAGAGCAACUAGGGUCUUUAGGAUCUGAUCUAAUAUCUUGACUUUUCUCACCUGGUAAGUGAUACUUGGAACGAUUGAGGUGUCUGGGGAAGCCCCCCCAUGCUAGUUCCUCUGCCAUUACACCACAGGGCUAAAUAAACUCUAAAUGAUAAUA